This is a messenger RNA of Elephantulus edwardii (Cape elephant shrew), 2407 nucleotides long. RefSeq names its product ClpB caseinolytic peptidase B homolog (E. coli) (gene CLPB). Gene Ontology annotation, biological process: cellular response to heat. The transcript is spliced from 17 exons. NCBI's taxonomy places the organism in Eukaryota, Metazoa, Chordata, Mammalia, Macroscelidea, Macroscelididae. Gene Ontology annotation, cellular component: mitochondrion; cytoplasm. Bases 11 to 2308 code for a protein of 765 amino acids. Gene Ontology annotation, molecular function: ATP binding; ATP hydrolysis activity; protein binding. The record is from RefSeq and is a predicted model, not a curated record.
AUUCUGGGAAAUGUCGUUUCUUUGUUUCUCAGCCGCGCUACGUUCUAGACACGUGGACUACCACUCCCGUGAGGUAGUGCACAAUUCACUCCAUCCGCGGCGUCUUCGAACGCGCCGCGGCCGCCAUGUUGGACGUGGCCAGCACAGGGGCCGGCAUCAGGGGAUUGUAGAAGCGGCUGCUGUCACCAUGCUGGGUUCCCUGGCGUUGAAGAGAACAGCGCUGGCGCCGCGGCUCCUCAUCCGACUACUUCAGUCUACAUCACUCCAGAGCCAUGGAGGUGCCUCCAGACGAAGCUUAACCACAGGGAGCUGUGGCCAACCUCAAUGGCUGAGAGCAGCCGCCGGGGGGCGCCCUGAGACAGCGCCGGCUUUGCUCGCGGGACGAGGGUCAGCCGGGGGGAGCCGGGGAGGACUUGCGGAUACCCAGUGCUUUGCAGCCACCAUGUGGAGACGCCUUCCCAGUCCCGAAGAAACACUCCCUGCACAAGACGGCUGGAGCGGGGUCCCAAACCGAGCGGGACUGGGCAUGUGGGCCCUGGCCACGGCGCUGGUGGUUCAUUGCUACAGCAGGAACCCGUCCAACAAGGAUGCAGCCCUCAUGGAAGCUGCUCGGUCCAACAAUGUCCAGGAAGUCAGCAGGCUAUUGGCAGAUGGUGCAGAUGUCAACGCAAGGCACAGACUUGGUUGGACAGCUCUCAUGGUGGCAGCCAUCAGUCGAAACUACAGUGUGGUACAGGUUCUGCUUGCUGCUGGGGCUGACCCAAACCUUGGAGAUGAUUUCAGCAGUGUUUACAAGACCUCUAAGGAGCAAGGAAUCCAUUCUUUGGAAGAUAAGGAACAAGACAGUGCAGGCUGGUGGAGCACUAACCAGUGGACAAGUGCCCUGGCCUUCUCAAGGUGGCUAGGAGUCCCCACUGGCAUCCUGGUCACCCGAGAAGAUGACUUCAACAACCGGCUGAACAAUCGUGCCAGCUUCAAGGGUUGCACAGCUCUGCACUACGCCGUCCUUGCCGAUGACUACCGCACUGUGAAGGAGCUGCUUGAUGGAGGAGCCAAUCCUCUACAGAGGAAUGAAAUGGGACAUACGCCUUUGGAUUAUGCCCGAGAAGGGGAGGUGAUGAAGCUUCUGAAGACAUCUGAGGCCAAGUACCAGGAAAAGCAGCGGAAGCGUGAAGCUGAGGAACGACGUCGCUUCCCCCUGGAGCAGCGGCUAAAAGAACACAUCAUCGGCCAGGAGAAUGCCAUCGCCACAGUGGGUGCUGCGAUCCGGAGGAAAGAGAAUGGCUGGUAUGACGAAGAGCACCCUCUGGUCUUCCUCUUCUUGGGAUCAUCUGGAAUAGGAAAAACAGAGCUGGCCAAGCAGACAGCCAAAUAUAUGCACAAAGAUGCUAAAAAGGGCUUCAUCAGGCUGGACAUGUCUGAGUUCCAGGAACGACAUGAGGUAGCCAAGUUUAUUGGGUCCCCACCAGGCUAUAUUGGCCAUGAGGAGGGUGGCCAGCUGACCAAGAAGCUGAAGCAGUGCCCCAAUGCUGUGGUGCUCUUUGAUGAAGUAGACAAGGCCCAUCCGGAUGUGCUUACCAUCAUGUUACAGCUAUUUGAUGAGGGUCGGCUGACAGAUGGAAAAGGGAAGACCAUUGACUGCAAAGAUGCCAUCUUCAUCAUGACCUCCAACGUGGCCAGCGAAGAGAUCGCACAGCAUGCGCUGCAGCUGAGGCAAGAAGCCCUGGAGCUGAGCCAUAACCGCAUCGCCGAGAACCUUGGGGAUGUCCAGAUUAGUGACAAGAUCACCAUCUCAAAGAACUUCAAAGAGAAUGUGAUUCGCCCCAUCCUGAAAGCUCACUUCCGGAGAGAUGAGUUUUUGGGACGGAUCAAUGAGAUUGUCUACUUCCUCCCUUUCUGCCACUCGGAGCUCAUUCAACUAGUCAACAAGGAACUGAACUUCUGGGCCAAGAGGGCCAAGCAAAGGCACAACAUCACACUGCUGUGGGACCGAGAGGUGGCAGACGUGCUGGUCGAUGGCUACAACGUGCACUAUGGCGCCCGCUCCAUCAAACAUGAGGUAGAACGCCGUGUGGUGAACCAGCUGGCAGCAGCCUAUGAACAGGACCUGCUGCCAGGUGGCUGUACUCUGCGCAUUAUUGUGGAGGACUCAGACAAGCAGCUUUUCAAGAGCCCUGAACUGCCUUCACCCCAAGAGGAGAAGCGUCCACCCAGGUUACGGUUGGAGAUCAUUGAUAAGGACAGCAAGACCCGCAAACUUGACAUCCAGGCACCACUACACCCCGAGAAGGUGUGCUACAUACUCUAGCAUCUAUCUGCCUGCCUACAUGUGCCCUCAACAUCUAAUAAAUGCCCCUUGGCUGUGGCCUGGCAACUGACUUACCUUCCCUAAGCCUCUUCCUCCUCU